Spinacia oleracea (spinach) is the source of this 898-nucleotide messenger RNA. RefSeq lists its product as uncharacterized. Bases 563 to 898 code for a protein of 111 amino acids. The transcript is spliced from 2 exons. The record is from RefSeq and is a predicted model, not a curated record. Lineage: Eukaryota; Viridiplantae; Streptophyta; Magnoliopsida; Caryophyllales; Amaranthaceae.
UAUAAACGUAAAAAAAAAAGUGACAAAAAAUUUCAUAUAUAUGUGCGUUUACGUGCAACGCACGUAUCCUUUGCUAGUUUUAAGAAACAUGAGAUGAGAAGUACUCUUCUCAAAUUCAACUGAUACAAUCAUUACAACUUAUUUAAUGAACAAAAGGGGAUUUCAUGCUGAUUAGAAAACAAAAAUUAGAAGAUCGAUGUAAUAAUUUCAAGUACAAAACCAACUUUAAGUACCAUACAAAAUCUAUAUAUACCCUAAUUCAAAGGCUUAUUAAUCAAGCUCACCGAAUUGGACAUAAUCGUUAAAUUCAUUUUUCCUCCAGUUCAACCCUUUCCACCCGCAAAACUUCUCUCCUCCCUUUCAAGUUUCAACCACCGCAAAUAUCUACUCAUCCCUUCCAGCCACCGCAAAGUAUUUUUCCUCCCUUUCAAUUAGUUGAAUUAGUUGCGAUUAAUUGUGAAAUUGCAAUUAUUGGUCUGGUUAUUGCUGUAGUAUUUGCUAAAUUGAAUUGAUUCACUGGUGUUUCUUGAUUUUUUGAAGAGGAUUUUUCGAAGGUUUUUUAAUGGCGAUAAUUGACGAAGAAAAUUAUAAUCCUCUGUUUCCCGCUACACCUAGCGAUAUCGUUCAUUCUUUGCAAUCCGAAAUUGAGUUUUACACCAACGAGUUGAAUGAAACCAAUGCACAGAUUGCCGCUUUCAGAGCCUUGUUUGUCCAACCGCUUCUUGGUGGUCUCAGUACUGACCCUGGUGCUGUUGACCCUGCUAGUGUUUACCCUGCUGGUGUUGACCCUGUUGCUGAUCCUGGUUGUCACGUGCUGACUAUUUCCAAGCCUUAUGCAUGUUGCUCACUAGCGUCACAGUUCCGUCGGAUCACUAGUCAAGACACUUCACCCCUUUAA